CGCUGAGGUCUCCAGGGCUUUUCCACUCAGCUGUCGGAUCGUAUUUCACCGGCUGCAGACGUCAACACCGGGCAGGUGUCCGUCUAAAUGACCAGGCCCUGCAUGAGAGUGAGCUGUUAUAUUUAAAAGCUCUCAGCAGCUGUGAAACCACCAUGAAGCUCAGUCUUUGGCAGAGCUUUACUUCACCACCACCCAACAAGAAAAGCGACAACUGCUGCUUGUGGCAGCCGCUUCAUCUGUAAGCAGCUCCCCUUGCGGACCCGGUGGUCUUUUUAUUUGUUCCGCUUUUAGUGUGAUAUGUUAAGAACCACUUGCUAUUGGUCUUUUUUUUUUUUUUGAGUGAAAAACAACAACAGCCGGAGCAGCAGCAGCAGUAACGAAUCUGCGAGGAGGAGCGUCCACCUCCGAGGUUUAUUAAAGCGCAGCAGAGACAGCACACAGACAGACCAGGGCGGAGAGGAGUCAACAUGUUUGAGGCCAAGGGAAUCCCAUUUGUCCUGCUCGAUAUAGCCUGUUUGGUUCUAGUUGGACUCCCAUUUGCAAUACUCAAUUUGCAGCACAGGCCUUUCCGCCGAGGCUUUUUCUGUAAUGACGAAACGAUCAAGUACCCCUUUAAAGAGGACACCAUUUCCUAUCAGUUGUUAGGAGCUGUUAUGAUUCCCAUCACAGUACUCAUUAUGGUCGUUGGCGAGUGCCUUUUAGUCUAUCUAAACCGCCUCAAAUCCAAGUCAACAUUCGGCAGCUAUGCCGCCUGUGUUUACAAAACCGUCGGUACCUUCGUCUUUGGUGCCGGCAUGAGCCAGUCACUGACAGACAUCGCUAAGUAUUCGAUCGGCCGCCUCAGGCCGCACUUCCUGGAUGUGUGCAAACCCAACUGGAAACUCAUCAACUGCUCCGCAGGGGUAUACAUCGAAAACUUCACCUGCACUGGAGACGCAAAGAUGGUCAAUGAGGGCAGACUGUCCUUUUACUCCGGCCACUCAUCAUUCUCCAUGUACUGCAUGCUGUUCCUCGCUCUCUACCUGCAGGCACGGCUUCGGGUCCAGUGGGCGCGGCUGCUCAGACCAACCCUUCAGUUCUUCCUGAUCGCUGCCUCGGUGUACACGGGCCUGUCGAGGGUGUCGGAUUACAAACAUCACUGGAGUGACGUACUGACAGGACUGCUGCAGGGGGCUGUCAUGGCUCUGGUGGUGGUGUUCUUUGUAUCCGACUUUUUCAAAUCAGCUGAAUCUCGUAAAGAAAUGGAAAUCCCUCAUGCAACGCUCCAGGAGACGCCUACAAACGGGAAUCACUUUGAGAGUCCCAACUAAGCUAAGUGGGUGGGGCAGCCCUCUCCUCCCGACGCACACCCAAAAUUCCAGCUCUGAAGCCUUUAAUCCCAAACAAAUCCUGCAUCCAGUACGCUGCAUGGACGUCCAGUUUAAACUACCUGAUUAUUCCUCAAAUAAGCUGAACUUUCUGAACCACACAUGGCCUCUUUUAAUUGUACUCUAGUGAGUAAUUUGCGCUUGUUUACCAGUGUUUCAUGUGGAAAAACAAAAUUGUGAUAUGUGUCUAAACCCCCGAAAUGACUGAUGUGGAUGUAGGUCCGAGGCUGGACAUUCAAAAAUGAGGCGGGGGGGAUCUUUUAGCGCGAUCUACUGAGGUGGAGGAAAAACUUUCAUCCAAACACUAAAGGGUCUGACCACUGCUAGGGCGGAGGGGUGUUAGAAACCUGUGAAUGUAACCCUGCUUUAGUGCUUUUUCUGAACUGCAGUCAUUGUGCUCAAGGAUCUGAUUUAGAGUCAGCUUUAUGUCGUCAGGAUCCAGUUAUGAGUAAAUUAAAAGGGUAUAAGAGGAAAUGAUUUGUGUCAUCAGAGAAUGAAGCUGACCCUAAAGCAGAGAAGUGCACUGCUGCACAUCCAGGCUGCUGCUGUCAACCUGAUAUUAUAAAAAAAAAAAAAAAGUGUUCAUCUUGGGUUAUAGUGAUGCAGAGCAGGCUGUUAAGUCCUGUGUUGCCUUGUACUGGACUGCUGUGGCUGCGCUUACAGCUCCCUGUGUAUAUCUAAUGUAAAACAACAAACACAACAAUGUGCUUUUGUAUAAUCUGUAUGUAAACAAAUCACCAUACAGACUUUUUAUUGAAAAACAAUGUUACAAUUAUGUACAAAUGUCUAAGAUAAGGAAAAAUAAAGCCAUCUUACUCAUGA
Molecule: messenger RNA, 2189 nt
Organism: Girardinichthys multiradiatus
Lineage: Eukaryota; Metazoa; Chordata; Actinopteri; Cyprinodontiformes; Goodeidae
Gene: plpp1a
Product: phospholipid phosphatase 1a
Exons: 6
Coding region: 468-1310 (280 amino acids)
Biological process (GO): signal transduction; phospholipid dephosphorylation; phospholipid metabolic process
Molecular function (GO): phosphatidate phosphatase activity
Source: RefSeq, a predicted model, not a curated record